UCUCAAAUUCUCUCACAGCAUCCCCUGUUUCUUCCCUCUCCCCUGCCUUCUCUCUCUAAAAAUGUCAACAUUUCUCUCUCUGCAAAUCUCUACUCCAUCCUCGCACCUCGACGUCAUCUCUAUAAAUACUUUUAUUCCUCCGCUUUUCAACCAACUCCUUCGCCGCAUUCCGCGCGUUUCGCGACUCGCUACGACUGCCGCUGUUUGAAUCGAUGCGUUUUUUGUGGAAUUGAAUUGGAAUAUCUAGGUUAUAGGGGGUUUCACCUGCUGCUGAUGUCGCUUCUCGAGGAUCUGUUGCCGGUUGUGUGGGGAGGGGGAUUUGGAGAGAGGAUUCGGGGUUAUUCUGGUUCAUUUGUGCAGAACAUAUCCCAUUCUUUGUCGAGUGCUGCGUGUGAAUCCUAUAGGGAAGACGAAGAAGGAUGUCGAGACGACUCAUUCUCUCUUAUCCUUAAGCUCAUUGCGAUUGCUGCCAUCCUCAUUAUGGGAGUCGGUGGCGUGGCCAUUCCAUUAGUUGGGAAGAAGCGUCGGUUUUUGCGCACUGAUUCUAACUUGUUUGUUGCUGCCAAAGCCUUUGCUGGUGGCGUCAUCCUCGCCACGGGAUUCGUACACAUGCUACCGGAUGCCACCAAGGCUUUAACCAAUGCUUGCCUACCGAAAUCCCCAUGGUUGAAGUUCCCCUUCUCGGGAUUCAUCGCGAUGAUGGCCGCUCUGGGGACAUUGCUAGCUGAUUUUGUCGGGACACAGUACUACGAGAGGAAGCAGAGGAAACAGGAGGAAGAAAGCCAAGUUGCCAAGGCUGAUUUGUCGGAGACCGGAGACGAAUCCGGGAUAGUUUCGGUCGAGACUAGUGGGCAUGGCGCGAAGGUCUUUGGAGAAGAGGAAGGGGGUGUCAUGCACAUCGUUGGGAUGCACGCGCACGCGGCGCAUCACAGGCACAGUCAUUCGCAAGAGCAAGGGUCAUGCGAAGGGCAUCGGGGCGAGGAUCUACACGGUCACUCACACUCGCAUUCGUUCAACUUUCGGGGCGGGGACGGCGAAGAUAAUACCGCUCGCCACAUUGUUGUUUCACAGGUUCUUGAACUCGGUAUAGUUUCACACUCGAUGAUCAUCGGCCUAUCGCUCGGAGUUUCACACAGUCCGUGUACGAUUAGGCCUCUGAUCGGAGCACUAUCGUUCCACCAGUUCUUCGAAGGCUUCGCUCUCGGAGGCUGCAUCUCUCAGGCGAAGCUAAGGACCCUCCAGUCGACCCUGAUGGCAUGCUUUUUCGCUAUAACCACCCCGAUGGGGAUAGGUAUUGGGAUCGGAAUAUCUUCGUUCUACAACUCCAGAAGCCCGAGAGCACUGGUGGUCGAGGGCGUGUUGGACUCGAUCUCUGCUGGGAUCCUCGUGUACAUGGCGCUCGUCGAUCUGAUCGCGGCCGAUUUCUUGAGCAAGCGAAUGAGCUGCAACGCGAGGCUGCAGUUUGUUUCGUAUUUGCUCUUGUUCUUGGGGGCUGCAUUGAUGUCUUUGUUAGCAUUGUGGGCUUAGUUAUGUGAAGUGAAAAUUGUUGUUGUAAUUUAAAUCUUUAUUCUUAUACAAAGAGCAAUUUCUUGA
This is a messenger RNA of Salvia hispanica, 1593 nucleotides long. RefSeq names its product fe(2+) transport protein 3, chloroplastic-like. Lineage: Eukaryota; Viridiplantae; Streptophyta; Magnoliopsida; Lamiales; Lamiaceae. Gene Ontology annotation, molecular function: zinc ion transmembrane transporter activity. Gene Ontology annotation, biological process: zinc ion transmembrane transport. Gene Ontology annotation, cellular component: plasma membrane. The record is from RefSeq and is a predicted model, not a curated record.